Molecule: messenger RNA, 3661 nt
Organism: Trifolium pratense (red clover)
Lineage: Eukaryota; Viridiplantae; Streptophyta; Magnoliopsida; Fabales; Fabaceae
Product: putative pentatricopeptide repeat-containing protein At5g47460
Exons: 1
Coding region: 299-1858 (519 amino acids)
Biological process (GO): RNA modification
Molecular function (GO): RNA binding; protein binding
Source: RefSeq, a predicted model, not a curated record
UUUUUAAAAUUACUCCUUCAGUAACACCAUUUAAAGGCCAAAAUCACAUUUUAGGUUAGUGUAUAACAAAUCUAUAAAUCAAAUACAUUAAUUAUAUAAUAAACCUGAAAAAAUGAUUUUUAUUUAUACAGUGUCAUGGGUGGAGUAUAGUUAGAAUUGUACUUCAAGUUCCAAAUCCUAAUUAUAUUAUUGUAGGCAGUUAUUUCAGUUGGAGAAUCUUGCGUGGACCCAAACCCAAGGUGAAGCUAAUGCUUGGUGAGUUAGCGUUCUCGUAUGUUAACCAUUGAGAUUGAUUGGGAUGAAACCAAAUGCCUUUGCUCUUGUUCAACUCCUUCGAACUGCCACUGAUCUUUGCUAUCACAAAUUCGGACAACAGCUUCACAGUUAUGCAAUACGUUCUGGUUAUCAUUAUUCAAAUAUCUAUGUCUCUACUUCCCUUAUCAAACUCUAUGUCAAAAUGCACUCUUUUACUCAUGCCCACAAUCUGUUUGUUGAAAUUCCUCAACCAAAUGUCGUUUCUUGGAACACUUUGAUUUCUGGGUAUGUCCAAGCUGGCCUGUUUCCAGAAGCAUUGUCACUUUUCAAAAACCUAGAAAGGUCAGAAAUUUGUGCCGAUGCGUUCUCUGUCACGUCUGCUAUGACGGCUUGUGCUCAACUGAGUCUGUUGAAACUGGGAGGUUCGAUUCAUUCUAAGACAGUGAAAUUGGGAUUGGUUAAUGACACUGUUGUUGCAAACUGCUUGAUUGACAUGUAUGGGAAAUACGGGUCUGUUGAACAUGUGGUUUGUGUAUUUUCUGAUAUCACUAACAAGGAUGUUAUUUCUUGGAAUUCAGUCAUAGCAGCUUGUGCAAACAAUGGAAACGUUGGACUUGGUUUCAAGUUUUUACAACUCAUGCCUAACCCUGAUGUUAUUUCUUAUAAUGGGCUGAUAAAUGGAAUUGCUCAAGCUGGAAAUAUAGAAGACGCUGUUUGGAUUUUGUCAACUAUGCCAUGUCCAAAUUCAUCUUCAUGGAACUCCGUAAUUACCGGAUUUGUGAAUAAGAAUCGAGUUCAUGAAGCUUUGGAUAUGUUCCGUAAAUUGCAAAUGAGAAAUUUGCAGAUGGAUGAGUUCACAUUUUCGAUAAUUUUAAAUGGAAUUGCUGGUAUCUCAGCCGUAACAUGGGGGAUGCUGAUUCAUUGUUGUACAGUAAAGUAUGGUUUAGAUUCAUCUGUAGUUGUAGGGACUUCCCUCAUCGACAUGUACUCAAAAUGUGGGCGAGUGAAUGAUGCCGAAUUCAUAUUCAAUGUGCUGCCUAAUAGGAAUCUGGUAAGCUGGAAUGCAAUGAUAUCCGGAUAUGCUCGCAAUGGUGAUUUUGUACAAGUUAUCAGCCUCUUCGACUCACUGAAAAUGGAAAGAGAUACAAAACCCGAUGGUAUCACGUUUCUUAACCUCAUAUCAGCAUGUUCACAUACCCAAAUACCAUUUGAGACUGCUAUUCAUUACUUGGAUGCUAUGAUUAAUGAAUAUGGGAUUGCACCUUCGAUUGAGCAUUGUUGUUCAAUGAUACGGCUCAUGGGACAAAAGGGAGAGUUGCAGAGAGCACAACGGAUGAUACAAGAGCUUGGUUUUGAAUCAUGUGGAGUGGUUUGGAGGUCUUUGCUUGGUGCUUGUGGAACUCAGGAAGAUUUACAAGUAGCAGAGAUUGCAGCUUCUAAGGUGAUUGAAUUGGAGCAGGAUGAAGAUUAUGUUUAUGUGAUGUUGUCCAAUAUGUAUGCAUCUUUUGGAAGAUGGGAAGAUGUUAAUGAAAUUAGGAGUCUCAUGAGUAAGAAAAGGGUUAGGAAAGAAGCAGGUUCUAGCUGGAUAGAAGUAAAUAGAUAGCUCUGUGCCAUAUAAAACCUCAGUAAAGAAGCAUGUGGCUGAUCCUAAAUAUUGAGCCAUUUGUUCACUUAUUUGCUCCCUUCCAGCUUACUUAACAGUUAGCAACGUCCCAAAGUAUAGUUACGACUACUACCAUACCCCUAAGAAUCAACCAAGGUGGUCUCACAACGUAGCUCAACUGGUUCGAUUAAGUGAAAACUCGCGAAAUUUUUCAAUUCAAGGGUAUGAAUCUUUGACACGUAUAAGGUAUCAAAUUACACAUUGAAUUUCUGAUAGAUUCAUGAUUAAAAGGAAUAUGGAAAGAAUAAGAGAAGGCACUUGAGAAUGAAAUAGAUCAUUGAAUAUCGGAAAAAGGUUUGAUUUACGGGGAAGAAAUGAAGUAGAAACUAGUAAAAGAGAUAGGAUGUUCAAAGGGAUCCAUCUGAAUUGGAAGGCUGUAGGAUGAGAAACAGUUAUUCAACUUGAUAGAGUUAACCAAUAAAAACAGAGUCUGCCCUCCCUAUCCUAUUAUGCAUAAUAAAAACAACAGUUCUUCAGUCUCUCUUCUAACAGGUUACCCUUGAAUUGAACUGAAAGAUCUAUCUAUAAAAAAAUAUCAAAACGAAGACUCCAUUGUUGACAUGCUUGAGUAUAAUAAAAUGCAAUUACAAAACAAAUUCACUUAUUAUCUAUGGCUUAUAAAAUGCACUUGUGUUUAUCUAUGGCUAAACUGUUGAUUUUAUACACAAAUUAUGAGGGUGCUACUCUUACCUAUGGUUUCCAAACUGUUUGAAGUCAACCAAAAGAUCCCCACCUUCAAAACAAUAUGCAUUUCUCAUGUAACAAUAAUUAUCAACUCAACUUUCAACUUCCUGAUAUGCCCUCCUCCGUCCAAAUGACAGAGGUGGUAAAUUUAUACCAAUUCAUGAUAUAUAACACAGAUAUAUACAUUUACACCAUCACUCUCCCACGGUAGCAAUGCAUGCUUAUUUUAUUAAUUGCGUUUUGUUCAAGUGUUUGUUGACUGUUAGCUUCUUAGUAUACAAUAGACAUUAGUUUAAGAUUUAUGCAACAUUUUGUUAAAGGCACCAUAAUAUAUUAAUAAGGGGUAUAUUGGAAAAUUUUGUCUCAUAUACUUUCAUAUUUCAUUUCUUUCUUAAACAGAGAGUUGAGUGCGGAAGUGUCCUUCUAGCUACCUCAUUCUGUAUCCUAAUGAUAAAUUAUCACAAUGACUUCUGCCAAACUGUCCAUUAUACAUGAAACAGCUUUGGACCACACUUUGAACAGAGAACGAAUCAGUUUCGUUUGUCCACAACCAACUUGGGAGAAAAUUUUCCUGUGUAUGAUAUUGAUAGGUACGUACAUACUACAUAACUGCAUACAACUUGUGUACAAAGAAAAGAGAUACCUCAGUCCUUUCCUUCCACUUUUUGGGUUAGGCAUAUUCUUUAGGAAUGUUAUUCUAUCCUUUAAUUAUAGUAUAGUAAUUAACAACAACAAUUCCUAUCUUUUCUCCUUUGUUAUAUGUCUUUUUCAAUCAACCUUUUUUUGUGUGUCUUUUUCUAUGAGUGUUGUUUCAACUCUCACUUCAGUUAAACUAUGCUUUCACCUUUCCCUGCUAGAAAGUUAUAUCUUCUUUCUAUUAAAUUAAAAAAUGUUUUGGAGAACCGAGUUUGGCCUUUGGCAGGAAUGAUUCUUUGUCAAAUUUUCCUUACCUUGCAGCCAAAGUCUUAAUUACUUGAGGCCCCUUCUUAUGGGAACCAGAGAGUUAAAUGCAGACACUAUUCUUGGGUCUUAUGAGAUCCAAAUAGUGGCAAACUUUCU